Messenger RNA from Phyllostomus discolor (pale spear-nosed bat), 1987 nucleotides. RefSeq names its product transmembrane protein 50B (gene TMEM50B). The record is from RefSeq and is a predicted model, not a curated record. Lineage: Eukaryota; Metazoa; Chordata; Mammalia; Chiroptera; Phyllostomidae. The coding region runs from base 171 to 647 and encodes 158 amino acids. The transcript is spliced from 7 exons. Gene Ontology annotation, biological process: late endosome to vacuole transport via multivesicular body sorting pathway; protein targeting to vacuole.
CUAGCCUCCGCCCUCCGCUCGCGGAUCCCCGGGCUGAAGUGAAGCAGAGCCGUCCCGCCCGGCUUCCGCGCAGCAUCUUCCUCUCUGCGCGCCCCUGGGGUCGCCGUGGGUGUCGUGGGAGCCGGGCGGCGGACGGAGUGUAGUGAACGGCCGGCGCUGACGGCGCGGCGAUGGCGGGCUUCCUGGACAACUUCCGGUGGCCGGAGUGCGAGUGCGUGGACUGGAGCGAGAGGAGGAACGCCCUGGCCUCCGUGGUGGCGGGGGUGCUGUUUUUCACAGGCUGGUGGGUGAUGAUCGACGCGGCCGUGGUGUACCCCAAGCCGGAGCAGCUGAACCACGCCUUCCACACGUGCGGCGUGUUCUCCACGGUGGCGUUCUUCAUGAUAAACGCCGUGUCCAACGCCCAGGUGCGAGGGGACAGCUACGAGAGCGGCUGCCUGGGCAGGACAGGGGCUCGGGUCUGGCUCUUCAUCGGUUUCAUGCUGAUGUUCGGGUCGCUCAUCGCCUCCAUGUGGAUCCUCUUUGGCGCCUACGUCACCCAGAAUACCGAGGUUUAUCCGGGGCUAGCCGUGUUUUUUCAGAAUGCACUUAUAUUCUCAAGCACCCUGAUCUACAAGUUCGGGAGGACGGAGGAGCUGUGGAGCUGAGCCCGCCGCCGGCGUCGCCUCCUUCGCGCCUCCUGCCUGUAGAUGCGUUGUUACCUUUUACGGUAGUUUACACAUUGCCAGAUGAAAUAGAUUGUACGUUAAAUGUGUUUCUUUACCCUUUCAUGCUCUGAGUUUUGAAAUAGUUUUAUGAGAUUUCUGGGGUUUUUAACGACUCGGUUGUUCCUGUGUCUCUGCGGCGGUGGGCAUAGGAGGGUGGGGCCCGGCUUGCACUCCCGACCAGGGCGGGCCUGUGUCCUGGGCCGGGCCUGUCUGGGGUCACUGUAGGGUCACCUCAUCCCUCUCAGUGUCUCGAGGUCCCGGAGACAGACAGAAGACUCAGCCCCAGGUAGCCGGAAAAAGCACUGACCCCCAAAAAGGGUAUUUCCGCAAGUUGUACUUGAUUUUGGCUUAAAAAUGAGAUUUUUUUUUUAAGGAAACGUGUUUGUUCUUGUGUUAAAGAAGCGGACUUUUAUAUGGAGACUUUUUUACGUGCCUGAAGGACUAGUGCGGAAGCUUCUCUUAAAACCCGUUCCUUUAGUACUCGUUUGUCCGAGGAGGGAUGGCACGGGGCCAGGUCAGCUCGGUGUUACCGGCCCUGGGAAAAGGCCCUCGGGCAGCUCGGCUGUGUCACAAAAGCUUCCCACGAAAGCAGCUUCAGCGCCCGGCUCCCCCGGGGCCCUUGGCAGCCCGAGCACCUGGGAGACGGCCGCAGCAGCUCCAGGGCGUGAAGGCGGUGACGGAAAGCGGAGUAGUUUCGAGAUGAAGCUCCUCCCCCCAAAGACAGCUGCCGUAUGACCUAGUGAAAACCAGGCAUGUCGUCUGCCAGCUGCCGGCUGCGAGCCUCCUUCCGCUCCGGCGCUUGAGCUUCGGGCGCCAGCCUCCUGCAAACCGCGUCUGCAACCCGCACGUCCCCGUCCAGUCCCAGAGCUCCGGCGCCCGCGCGGGGCCCUGUGUCCGCACCGGGUGUGUCCCCGCGGGAGCUGUCCAGGGGUCUUUGGGCCUCCGCCACUGCUGCUGCUGCGGCCCCCCGGCCCCCCAGGGUCUGCGUGGCCCGUGGUGUGAUCGCAGCCGCGCCCUCCCCGCCCUCGGGCGCUUCCCGUGCCCAGAGCGCGGGGCGCUGAGGGGUGCUGUGCCUUUGUCCUGAGACCGCGGGGUUUCGUUCCUCCCUCCCUCCCUCCCUGGCGGUGGUCUUUUCCUCACAGUGUCCGUGAGUGUGUCUGCUUCCAAUCAGCUGUGAGGCUAAUUCCUUGUGUCCAUUCCCUUGUAACCUGUUGUAAUCAGCAAUUACAGCCCCACGUUGUGAUGCCAUUAAAUAUGUCGGAGAAAACAAGCCAUAAAAA